AUGCUGACUGGCUUCAUCAACAUCCUCAUGUCCUGUCUGGGCUUGCCAUGGAUGCAUGCUGCCUUCCCUCAUUCCUCCCUACACGCCCGUCAGCUGGCCGAACUGGAACAGCACGUAGAGAACGGACACCUCUACACGACUAUUGUCAGUGUGAAGGAGACACGUCUGACCUCGUUGGUGGCUAACAUCCUGAUCAGCUUGUCUGCAUUCAUGCUGCCCAUUCCUCUGCAGUGGAUCCCAAAACCCGUCCUCUACGGCCUCUUCCUCUACAUCGCAGCUACUUCGCUUGAUGGGAACCAGAUGGUGGACCGCAUGGCCCUGCUGCUUAAGGAACAGACCUCCUAUCCUCCCACCCACUACAUUCGGCGUGUGCCUCAGAGGAAGGUCCACUACUUCACCGGGUUGCAGAUGGUUCAGCUGGUGAUCCUGUGUGCGUUCAGGAUGUAUCCUCUGCCCUACAUGAAGAUGGUCUUCCCCCUCCUGAUGAUCCUGCUGGUCCCUGUCAGGACCAGCCUGCUUCCCAGAGUAAUCGACGCCAAGUAUCUGGAUAUCAUGGACGCCUAGCACAUGUAGAACAACCAUAUGAAAACAUUUGUUCUCGCCACUUGGAAGGGGAACAGACUCAGAAUUAAAUAAAAUGCAUUUGGACUCUAAGAUUUUGAUGACUAUUUACACCCAUCAUUUUUUUUUGUCACACUUUAAUA
Messenger RNA from Micropterus dolomieu (smallmouth bass), 704 nucleotides. Its product is annotated as solute carrier family 4 member 11-like. Gene Ontology annotation, cellular component: basolateral plasma membrane; plasma membrane. The coding region runs from base 1 to 564 and encodes 187 amino acids. The record is from RefSeq and is a predicted model, not a curated record. Gene Ontology annotation, biological process: monoatomic anion transport; monoatomic ion homeostasis; transmembrane transport. Gene Ontology annotation, molecular function: solute:inorganic anion antiporter activity. Lineage: Eukaryota; Metazoa; Chordata; Actinopteri; Centrarchiformes; Centrarchidae. The transcript has 4 exons.